This is a messenger RNA of Dendronephthya gigantea, 1365 nucleotides long. RefSeq names its product ubiquitin-like protein 7. NCBI's taxonomy places the organism in Eukaryota, Metazoa, Cnidaria, Anthozoa, Malacalcyonacea, Nephtheidae. Gene Ontology annotation, biological process: ubiquitin-dependent protein catabolic process. Bases 71 to 1162 code for a protein of 363 amino acids. Gene Ontology annotation, molecular function: polyubiquitin modification-dependent protein binding. The transcript is spliced from 9 exons. The record is from RefSeq and is a predicted model, not a curated record. Gene Ontology annotation, cellular component: cytosol.
ACAAAACAAUGAAAAUUAAAAAAUAGAAAAAAUUUAAUUUCUUAUUGUAUAAUAUAGUUGUUGUUAAAACAUGCCAUGCAUCUGGAUAAAAGAAGCGCUAACGCAAAAGGGAAAUAAAUUUAAACUUGAAGACAUGUCGUUUAACGCUUCUGUCUCCGAACUAAAAGCGAAGCUGUCAGAAUCUAGCGGUAUUGAUGAAAAAUUACACGAUGUCAUUUACAAAGGACUGUUAUUAAAAGAUGAUGAGACCCUGGAGUCUUAUGGUGUCAAGGAAGACGCUACCGUUUAUAUUAUUUACAGAUCACCAAUAGCUCAAGACAUAGAGCUUGAUCUUGAUGUAAAUGCAGAAGAUAUUGUCCCUGUCCUUCAAGCUGCAGCUGGAAGUCCUGUUUACAAGGAUAAGAUGUAUGCUCUUCUGAAGAACCCACAGACCUUGGAGAAUAUUUUGGCAACAACGCCAGCUCUGGCCAAAGAUCCGGUGGCUUUGUCAAUACUUAAAGAUCCAGAGAUCCUACAGAAUCUUGUGAUAUCCGGGGACAUUUCAAAAUUAGAAAAGGAGCACCCAGCGCUUGUUCAAGCUGCGUCGCACAUAGCUGCCGACAUAACCAAAGAUAUCUCAGGGUCAUCAAGAGUCAGAAGGCCUUCAAAUUCUGAAGAUGAUGAUUUCAUGGACAUUGAACCAGAGAUGUUAGCUCAAGCUGAACUACUAGCAGCCCAUGAAGAAGCUAUUCAAAAUCGUGAGAACCCUGGUACUAGUGGAGGAAGCUCACGAAGGCCUAUUACAUCAUCAUUUUUAGCAUCAGCUUUGCAAACAGCCAGGGCUAACCUUGUGUCCACAUCUACUCAAACAACUGCAGUCAAUUUACCGGCUUCGUCAUCAGCAAGAACCAGUACGUCCCAGGCUCCCAGCCAACCUCAACCUCAACAGCGUAUAUCGUCGGAGUUCUUCAACCAAGCCAUGGCCUCCGCAUUGAGUGCUAAUUACGCAAGAAAUACGAAUCCAUCUAGUGGAAACACACAGACGAAUAAUUGGCAGUCUGAACUGCGGCAACUGCGUGAGAUGGGGAUUGAAGACGAGGCUCUGAGUCUGCGAGCUUUACAGGCAACGAAUGGUAACGUGCAAGCCGCGUGCGAUUUGAUAUUCGAAGGAGGACUGGACUGAGCAUAUAUAACAUGAAAAAGCAAUCUCGUUCAGCUAAUUUGAUAAAGGUCGUCGUUUAGGUACGAACUUGACGUUUUUGAAGGGCUACCUUUUUGCAUUAUCUCCGGCUACGUAUUGUACAAUUUUGAAGCUUUUAACUAGACUUUAUUGUGUGAAACUUGAGUAGAUUGUAUUUUAUUUAUAAUAAAUGAGAUUUUAUAUAU